Mycena citricolor is the source of this 3458-nucleotide messenger RNA. The record is from the annotation of a GenBank genome assembly. NCBI's taxonomy places the organism in Eukaryota, Fungi, Basidiomycota, Agaricomycetes, Agaricales, Mycenaceae.
CCAGCAUGAACACCUCCAACACUACUGCAGGCGCCACGCCCGGGAUUUCCGAAUGGGUCAACAAGGCGAAGGGGCUUUCUCGUGAUGAUUCCUACGGGAAUGAUCAAAGACGGCUUGAGCAAGAGAUCGCAGCAUCUAGACUAGCGCGACAGCGUCGCAGUCGUGGGCUUGGGCUUGAUUCCGCGAGUCGGACAAACAGCCUAGAUCUAUCCAAAAGCAAUGAAUACUCCUCCGUCCUGGAUAACAACAGCACGACCUUUCCUCGGAGGACCGAGCUAAAUCAAGCAUAGAAAGACAGCAGAGUCAGGCGGACGCACUCAGUAAGCUCACUGCAUCUACAACGGCAACAACUUCCGCUUCCAGUCGACCUGAGCCCAUCUCGCUUGCUCAGUUCAUGGGCGGUCGAGCCUCUGGUCCUCGUCUCAAGAGACACGCUCCGCAGGCGGAUGCUCACGAUCCGACACAAUUCAUCCAACAGGCGCGCCCUGACGCGCCUCAUCCUAUCUUUGGCCGCGGGGGAAUCGGGGGCAUAGCGUUGCCAGGGAUGACUGCUAAAACUUCGACCCCUCAAGUCGUCGAUCAUUCUACUACACAGAGCCCUCCACUUCUUAGGACUCCGGAGUCGAAGGAAAGACGACGCAGCACACCUUCUCCGGAAAAACCCGAGAGAUCCGUCGUCGCUGGACUCGUCCAGCAGCGGGUUCGCGAACGUACACUCAGUACCCCUGGGACGAAGAACAGCCCCAUAGUUGUUUCACAGGUGUCCCGCACUCUCUCCACGACACCUUCACAGAGCCCGAAACCUCUUCCCUCGCAACCGGUGAACAUGCGCCCGACAGUGUCUGCGCCCGUGACUAAAUCUCCUGUUGUCACUGUGCCUCCUCCAAUGGCUCGUCCAAUUCAACCCGAUGUGCGAGCUUCUGCAUAUGCGGCUACUAGUAAACCAUUGAGUGCGGUUUCUCCGGCAUUCAGUCGGACCGCCGCUGCAAAGGAACUGACACCCAGCCUCAGUCGGCUGCAGGGCCGUGGAUUCGUGCAAGACAUGGUCAAGAAAAGCACUCUCCCCGAUUCCGCUGUUUCGACUCCUUCUCCAGAAAAGUCUCGACCUUCAUCAGCACGCAAAUCCUCCGUGCUCGAUCGAUGGCCCGUCGCUGAGCCAACACCCUCUCCGCCACCCUCUCCAUCUCCCAUACGUAAAUUCCAGACGGCCCCCAUUCCUGUCAAAAGCGCUCAGCUCACGAUGUUGAAACAACCCGAAGCUCAGCCUGUCAUAGUCAAACGAGUGGAACCACAGCCUGUCAUGGCCGAACAAGUUGAAGCUAAACCUGUAACGGUCAAGCAACUGGAAGAUCAGCCGGUGAUGUUCAAACGGACUGAAGCUCAGCCUGCGAUAGCCAAACGAUUCGAGGCACAGCCUGUAAUGGCCAAACGACCCGAAGCUCCGCCAACGGUCGACGAAUUCGGUGUUAAGCGCACAAAUGAUGCAAGCAGGCCACUGGUUCACCUCACGAAAGACAGAGCAAAGAAACCGCGGAAGAACAAAGAUGUUUCCCCCGAUACGACUGCUUCUAAAGCAUCUGACGUCCAGGAAACCAAGCCAUCAGUUGUUCUGAGAACUCCCAAGCCUGACGCUCAGGAACACAAGUCACCAGUCGUUCUCAUAACUCACAAGCCUGUUUCCGCGCCCUCAGCUCCGACGAUCGAAGAACCAAGGAAGAUUCCAAGUGGAAUUCGGCGGGCUUUGCCUGGGAUGACUGCAGGUGCAGGCGCAUUUCUUGCGACGAAGAGCCCAGCACCGCAGUCAAGCCCAGCGGCUGCUCCUAGGGCUCUUCCGGGUUUGGCGUCGACAGACUCUGCCCCAUUCCACAGCCGGGUCCCUAGCUCAGGCAACCGGCCGACUGUUAUGGAUGUAGCACAGGCUUUUGCUGAGCCCAAGAACGUCAUUGAAGAGAAACCUAUUGAGCCGCCAGCUGCACGUGCCAGAGUCGCCGUGCCUGCAUCUAGUGAAAGGCGCAAAUCUUCUUACGACAGGUAUUCGACCAUUUUACCCCCGCUCAAGGAAGAAGCGACUCCUGAUCCUACACCACACUCCACCCUCACCCGGAAGGUGCCCGUCGCCGAAGCACUCGCCGACCUUUCCGCCGUGACUAAGAAAUUGAAACAUUUGGAUCCACCACUGCCUCGCGUGGACAUUAGCUGUUUGAGGAACUAUGUUUCUCCAGCGCCUGCUGGGAUCCAAACGAUCCAAGUCGACGUACUCUCUAUCUCUGGUAGCUCGGCAGCUCCACUUGGGCUCGUCCAGACAUUUUACGACACAGAGGUCCUUGCUAUCAUCCAUCGAAGCAAAUCGAGUGCCACCGGGCUGAUUGAAUCGAGGGUUUGGUCUUGGCAAGGAAAGAACAGCAUCCUCGGCAGCCCGGAGGAACGCAAGCUCGCUGAACUUGCCAAGCGCUACGGGACCGUCACGGUCCCCACCUUCCAAAACGCAGAGCCCCUCGAGUUGGUGCAGUGUCUGGGCCGUCAGCUCAUCGUUCGCCAGGCAAGUUGCCUGUGCCACAUGGACUUGCAAGUUCUUAACCUGCCAUUUGAUCUAGGGGAACAGAUCGCAUUGGGCCAAGGAGAACACUGCGAUGCAUAUCGCCCGAGCCAAGGAUGGAGUUGCAGGAUCUUCAUCGAUCAGGUCGACAUCGACAUCCGCAAUAUCUGCAGUGGAUUCAGUUAUUGCGUGUCUAUCCUCGAGACAGUCUAUGUCUGGCAUGGCAGGGGAUCGACUCCUCCGGAACGCACGGCCGCUGAAGCAUACGGAAAAACCCUCACGGCCGACGGAGCCGAGAUCCUCAUUCUCGAGGAAGAGCAGAGCGAUGACGAUGACAUGUUCUGGAUGGCUCUCGGCGAAGAUCGGCUUUACGCACAGGCGGAUUACUGGAGAUGGAAACCCACUGUCGCGGGCAGUGAUCCUCGGAUCUGGACCAUUGAUGCUGAGGCAGAGAGUCCUAUCACCCCCGUCGCUUCAUUAUUCGACAAUCAGUCCUCGGUUUAUCUGGUUGACUGUCUGUUCGAGUUCUACAUUCUCGUUUCACGGGAUGCACGAGCUAAAAGACAAGACAUCCGUCUUGCCCUGUCCGUUGCGUCGGAUGCUGCCAAAAACGUUGCUGCAGACAGGCCGUACGCCCCAACCAUCCACGUGCUAGUUCUUCCUUCGCAGUUGCCCUUGGACCUCAGGGUGCAAUUCAGAGACUUGGACGCGUUUUCGGAUUCUACGGAGGGUGUCGAUCACAUGAAUCUCCUGACCGUGGAAGAAGCCAAUUCUCACCUUCAGACCACAUCGUGGCCAAAGAUCCAACUGCAGGACAUCUCGAUGCUUCCUCUUGGUGUCAGUCCCUCUCAUAUCCGAUGACAUCUUGAUAAGCACAGACUCUGCCCGUCUUUCAACCAUACCAUUUGUCACCCAGACUCUG